UGUUUCCGCUCUUUUUGACGAACGCAACGAGAAUAACUAAAUUUAUAAAACUAGCCAGUAAACACGAGUACCACAGUACGAAUGUCGCCGCCACUCGCGAUGUAAAAUCAAUGACAUCGACUGACUAGUUUUUGAAUGUGUAAACAAUGCUUUAAAUCGAGAAACAAGCGCUAUUGUUUAUGUUUAUUUUCGUUUUUGCUCAAGAAAAGUGAUUCAAAAUGGACUGUUUUGAUAGUUGUGUAAAGUGUUUGGUGUUGUUUUUAGUGUUAACUAAUAUAGAAUCAAGUUUAAGUCAAAACUGUCAGUCUAAACAGACUUGCGGACAGUGUAUACAGGAAUUAGGGUGUUUCUGGUGUGGUCAACCGGUAAAUGGUUCCUACUGUUUAUCAACAGUUCAAGAUUCACUAUGUCGAUCUCGUGAGAAAGAGAACCCAAGGUCCUCUUUUCAAAUACUAAAAAAUGGUGAACUGUCAGAAUCUCAACAGAUCAGGCCUCAAAGAGCUAGACUGUCAUUGAGGAAGAACGAGAAAUAUGAAAUCAAACUCCAGUAUCAACAAAGUGUGAAUUAUCCAAUAGAUUUGUACUACGUGAUGGACUUGUCAUUUUCAAUGUUAUCCUCUAAAGAAAGAGUUGGUACAUUGGGACAAACGAUAGCCAAUGAAAUGAGGAAGAAAUCUAACAAUUUCAAGAUUGGGUUUGGCAGUUUUGUGGACAAACUGUCCUUACCAUACGUUAAUACCAACCCAAGCGCUUUAAAAAAUCCCUGUUCCAACAAUUAUCAAUGUGAGUCGCCGUACAGUUUCAAAAAUCACUUGCCCAUGACUGACGAUCCCAGGCAAUUUUCGGACGUAGUGACCAAAACUCGAAUAUCUGGAAAUAUGGACACUCCAGAAAGUGGAUUCGAUGCCUUGAUGCAAGCCAUGGUGUGCGAUAAUAUAGGAUGGAGACUUGAAGCUAGACAUCUCUUGAUAAUGUCAACAGAUGCAGUGUCACAUAUCGCAGGAGACGGCAAACUUGGAGGCAUCAUUGAACCAAACGAUGCACAGUGUCACUUAGAAAGAGAUGCCAAGGAUAAUACAGAUACCUAUACUAAGGAUUUAGUCUAUGACUAUCCUUCGGUAUCUCACAUUAACUACAUAGCUAGAAAGAAUAAUAUCAAUAUUAUUUUUGCCAUAAUCACGAAAAAUGCGACUAUUUUGGAGAACCACUACAGAGGUAUAUCUGCUGCCAUUGAUGGUUCUAAGCUGGCGAUUUUAACUGAAAAUUCCAACAAUAUCGUAAACAUGGUUUCAAGAAUUUAUGACGAAAUCCAAAGUGCAGUAAAAAUAACUUCAAACGCCAACAAAGAUGUCAGCGUGCGUUUCAGUUCUUCAUGUCCUGGAUUUAUCAAUGGGAGUGAAAGUGGAUACUGUAACGUUACCUUGGGACACACUAUAGAUUUUACUGUGACCAUAGAACCCUUGGAAUGUAACCCAUAUGAUAAUAACAAGCGAAUCAUCGAGAUCAAACCUGAAGGUUUGAAGGAUAGUUUGACCAUAGAGCUGGAAGUAUUCUGUGAUUGUGAUUGUGCCAAAUCCAAAGAACUUUCAGCUACCACUUGUUCAAGCCAAGGUGAUUUUGAAUGUGGAAUUUGUAUUUGCCACGAUGGGUGGUUCGGUGAAAACUGUAAAUGUGGCAGAAUGGCUGAUGGUAGUGAGGAUGUCGCUUCCUGUAUCAAGCCUGAUGGAACUAAUAAAAUAUGCUCUGGUCAAGGCAAAUGUAUUUGCGGAAAUUGCAAAUGCAAAUCUAGGCAGAACGAGAACGAGCAUAUUUAUGGGAAAUAUUGCGACUGCGAUGACUUUUCCUGUCCUCUCAAAUGUUCAGGCAAAGGAAAAUGCGAUUGCGGAAAAUGCAUUUGUGAAAAAGGUUGGACUGGAUUAGGUUGCGACUGUUCUACUGAAACCAGUCAGUGUAUCGAACCAGGUACCAAAGAAAUUUGUUCUGGACAUGGAGACUGUGUUUGUGGUCAGUGCCAAUGCAGGGAAGGUACUGAACGAAGAUCGGGAGCUUUCUGUGAAGAUUGUACCAGCUGCUCAGCACAAAGAUGUGAUGAAUUCAGGCCCUGCAUCGAACACCUCAUACUAGACGAGAAAAAUAACACUUUUAAUAACAAUUUUAACAUAUCCGAAAAAUGUGGAAACCUGGACAUCCAACUGGUGGAUGCUUUAGAAGAAACCUUGCCAGAAGGAGCUAAAAGAUGUCGGAAUUUAGUCGAUGGCGAUUGUACCAUUAAUUUCAUGUACAGCUACGAUGAUCAGACUAUAAUGCUGACUGCUGAAAAGAAGAAAUCAUGUCCAGAACCACCAAACAUACUGGGGCUAAUCAUUGGCAUAGUUGGUAGCAUAAUACUAGCGGGCAUAGUAUCACUAAUAAUUUGGAAAUUAGUGACCACGAUACACGACAAAAACGAAUACGCCAAAUUCGAGAAAGAGCGCGAAAAUAUGAAGUGGAGCAGACACGAAAAUCCCCUGUAUAAACCUGGAACUAGUACUUUUACCAAUCCUCAGUAUGGCAGAAAUAGCCAAAGGCAGUCGGUUAAAUAUACCAAAGAAGGUGAUCAGUUAAAAAUGGACAAAGAACCCAAAGAGACAGAAACAGAUGAUCAUAUGGAUUCAAAAUAACUCAAAAAAGACUUUUUGAAUGUGAAAAAUCAAGUUUUUUUACUACUGUAUCAAAUUGCAGGUGCCUUACUUAUUUAUAUUUAGAAAAUAACAGAAAUAAAUUCUUUUUUUAUCUUUUGAAAAUGAAAAAUAAUA
Molecule: messenger RNA, 2795 nt
Organism: Sitophilus oryzae (rice weevil)
Lineage: Eukaryota; Metazoa; Arthropoda; Insecta; Coleoptera; Curculionidae
Product: integrin beta-PS-like
Exons: 12
Coding region: 219-2660 (813 amino acids)
Biological process (GO): cell adhesion mediated by integrin; cell-matrix adhesion; cell migration
Cellular component (GO): focal adhesion; cell surface; integrin complex
Molecular function (GO): integrin binding
Source: RefSeq, a predicted model, not a curated record